AUGAAUCUCUGUCAACUACCUAGUGACAGUGGUUCUUGUCGGAACUUCACCAUCAGGUGGUUUUAUGAUAGCAAAAAACAAGACUGUGCCAGAUUCUGGUAUGGAGGUUGUCACGGCAAUGAAAAUCGAUUUGAUGACAGUGAAACGUGCAAGAGACGGUGCUUCAAGGAACCUUCAUGUGGGCAACCAAAAGAUGCAGGGACUUGUAACAAUUACACCUUACACUGGCAUUUUGAAGUAGGCUCUGCUUCUUGCCGUCAGUUCUGGUAUGGAGGCUGUGGAGGCAACAAAAACAGGUUUACUUCCCUGGAGGCAUGCCAAGCUGAGUGUAUGCAA
Messenger RNA from Candidula unifasciata, 336 nucleotides. The record is from the annotation of a GenBank genome assembly. NCBI's taxonomy places the organism in Eukaryota, Metazoa, Mollusca, Gastropoda, Stylommatophora, Geomitridae.